This is a messenger RNA of Angiostrongylus costaricensis, 1419 nucleotides long. The record is from the annotation of a GenBank genome assembly. NCBI's taxonomy places the organism in Eukaryota, Metazoa, Nematoda, Chromadorea, Rhabditida, Metastrongylidae.
AUGAGCGUUGACCUCCAUAGGAAACUGACCGUCGUCGAGGAACUGGAGCUUCAAGCUAGAUACUUGGAGAAGUGUAAGGAUAAAUUUGUGUACGUGAAGCCCGCUGGUAUUUCUCUUUACUUCCGUGAAGCUAUUGCUGUGGUACGGAAAGACAACAAAGCACAUCUUGAAAAGGCUCGUAAGGUCGAGGAAAGUCUAUCGAAGCGCUAUACAGCCGCCGUAGUGGUGCUUGGUGACAUUGGCCGAAGUCCACGAAUGUGUUACCAUGCAUAUUCAUUGGCGACUGAACUUGAUUAUAAUGUAAAAUUGAUUGGAUAUCUCGAAUCAACUCCUCAUCCACUCAUUCACAACAAUCCUUGCAUUAAUUAUGUCGCUGUGGUACCUCCACCGGAUUGUCUUGCACGCCUUCCAGAAGCCGUGCAGUUGCCUUUGAAAUUUAUAUGGACGUUUUUAGUCCUUUCAUGGGCGCUUCUUUUUAGAGUCGGUUGGGAUGUAAAAUUGAUUCUGAUGCAGAAUCCUCCAGCAUUGCCAACAAUGUUUGUUUGUUGGAUGGUCGCUCGUCUGAAAAGCGCUAAAUUUGUAAUUGAUUGGCACAAUUAUAUGUGGUCUAUAAUAAAGGACAAAUAUGUGGCUUUAUCGUAUUUUAAUUCCGAUGCGAAAUUUUUUAAUGGUUUAUUUGUGUCCCGCAGAUACAUCGAAUGGGUGUAUCGUUGGGAGGGUGCCUGCGGUCGAAAAGCUGAUGCUGGUCUUUGUGUGACUCGAGCAAUGCGCGAGGACAUGCAGAAAGCUUGGGGUGUUCACGCCGCUGUAUUCUACGAUCGUCCUCUUAGUGUUACUCGUUUCUCAAUUCGAGACCCGUCCACUGGUCAAGUGCAAUUUCGUGAUGAUCGUCCGCUGUUGGUCAUCUCUUCAACCUCUUGGACGCCAGACGAGGAUUUUCAGAUUUUACUGGACGCCGUGAAGAAGUACAACGAUGUGGCGACGAUUAGUAGAAGCUCAUCUCCUGCUACGCGAUUACCUAUCAUUGUUCUCAUAAUAACUGGACGUGGACCAUUGAAGAAAUAUUACAUGGAGAAGAUUCAACGAAUGAAAACGGAGUUCGUUCGCACACUAUGGUUGGAAUCGGAAGACUACCCGUUAAUGAUUGCUACCGCUGAUCUAGGAGUAUCCCUUCACACCAGCAGUUCAGGAUUCGAUCUACCUAUGAAAGUAGUGGAUAUGUUUGGCGCUGGAAUUCCUGUGUUAGCCAAGCGAUUUAACUGCAUCGGCGAAUUAGUACAGGAUGGACAGAAUGGUCAUCUAUUUGACACGGCGACAGAUCUCUUUCAGCAACUUUAUACGCUAGCUACUGGAUUUCCAACACAUUGCAAGGCAAGCAUACUUCUCAUAUCAUUGACAAAUUCAGCACUAUGCAAGUAA